Juglans microcarpa x Juglans regia is the source of this 1117-nucleotide messenger RNA. RefSeq names its product protein CREG1. The coding region runs from base 212 to 856 and encodes 214 amino acids. NCBI's taxonomy places the organism in Eukaryota, Viridiplantae, Streptophyta, Magnoliopsida, Fagales, Juglandaceae. The transcript is spliced from 6 exons. The record is from RefSeq and is a predicted model, not a curated record.
UCAAUCAAAUUCCAAGUGAAGAGAUCCAUCAAGCCGAAGAAACACCUUCUGUCCUUCAAUUCGAAUUGCAGAGGAUAAUAGCUCACUUCCUUGCAGCAUGCUACGCGACCGGACUUUAUGCCUAUAAAUACUCGAUUUUAGCCAGUUUCGUCUUCAUCUUCUUGUUGUACUUUGCUCUGUGCAGACAGCAGAAUUCGGAGAAAUCGGGAACAUGGGCAUCAAAGGUCUUCUGUAUAAUUUCCAUCUCUUUUCCUUGGUCUUGCUUUUAGUGGGUUUUCAAGGUUCCGUACAGGGACGGUUGCCUUUGAUCAAGAAACCCGACCCGGAUGAUGCUGCCGUCACUGCUCGUUGGUUGGUCUCUCACAACGUCUGGGGUGUCUUAAAUACCAUCUCAAGUGACUUAGGAGGAGCACCAUUUGGGAAUGUGGUUUCCUUUAGUGAUGGGCUACCUGGCAAAGGUGUUGGCAUACCAUUCUUCUACUUGACAACUCUUGAUCCAACUGCCAGAAAUGCAAUGGAAGAUGAGAGGGCUUCAUUCACAAUCAGUGAAUACCCUAUAGGAACUUGUGGCAAUAAAGAUCCCGAGAAUCCCUCGUGUGCAAAAAUUACACUUACUGGCAAGUUGAAGGUAGUUGACAAAAAAUCUAAAGAGGCAGAGUUUGCUAAAAGUGCCUUGUUCUCAAAGCAUGUGGAGAUGAAGGAUUGGCCUAUUGAUCAUGACUUCCAGUUCUUCAAGUUAGAAAUUGAGAGUAUAUUUUUGAUUGAUUGGUUUGGUGGCCCAAAACCACUCACAGUGGAGCAGUACCUGCAUCCUAAAAUAAACAAACUCGCUUUCCUUAUGGGAGCGCGCAUCUAAUCUUUCUUCCUCAUCUGUUCGUGCAUUGGAUGUUAAUGAAGUGUGUAAUAACGACUUCGAUGUAAAUAAGAUAUAAUGAAUUCAUUGUAAAUAAGAUGUGAGAGUUGUGAUUUCUGAUUAUGUAAUUGUUUUAUUUGUACAAUCAUACCGUCUGAUAAGAAUGAUCAAAGGCGGGGUAAAUUGUAGGUACAAGGUUUGUACUCACAAGCACUCAUUUUUCUUUAUUUCAAUAAUAUUCUGGAAAUGUAUCAGUUUACUGCA